AUGACGACUGAUCUAUCAUCUAAACAAGAAGAAUUUAUUCUUUAUUUGCAUCGAACAAAUUCAACAAAACAUUUCCAUUUAAUGAUAUCUAUUGAAAACGAAAUAGAUAAUUGUGUUAAAACGAAAGAAAGUGAUAUAGCAAAUAUAGUUAACCGUACAUAUAAAACUGAAUACAGCGGUGAAGCAGUUCAAAUGUUAUUAAAUUUAUAUAAAACUUACAGUUUAGAUUUAUUUUCACUCAAAAAUGUUAAACAAUUAAUUAAUGAUUAUGUUAAUGACGUCAACUAUUCAACAGAUACAACUCUGCAUAAUUUAAAACCGUUCACAAAUGUUUGUCUGCGGUGUAAUAAAGCAUUAAAUAUUCAGUUUAAACAAAUUGUUAAUGUGUAUACAAAUGAUAAUGUUGAAAAAGGUGCAAUUUAUCAAGGUGAAUGUUGUGGUAUAACAUACAGUCCAAAUACAUAUACUACAGAUAAUAAACGUUAUAUUCUACCAGAUGGCAUAUAUCAGCAUCGGUAUUUUUAUUUGAAUGGAAAAAGUGUCUAUACAAUAAAUUUGUUAUUACGGUAUUCUGCUGAUUUACUGCAUAUGUAUUGCGGUUUUGAAAAUUUCUGUAGUGCAUACAAUAAAGCAACAAAUGAUGCAUUACUACAAAAUAAUGGUAUUAUAAAUAAUCGAGGUGGUAAACAAAAUUGUUUAGAGCGGAGAACAUUUCAAAAUGGUUGGUUGUUAUACCAAACAACAUUAUUUCAUUUUUCUACAUGUUAUGAAACAAUAUUACAAUUGCCAAUGAAUAUUAGCGAUUCAGUUGAACGUAAUGCUUAUUUUAACACAAAUUAUAUUAAAUGGUUAACAAAUUUCACGUUAUUUUGGUCCGGUCAUAAAAAUAAAAAUGUUUGUAAAGAUAA
Didymodactylos carnosus is the source of this 908-nucleotide messenger RNA. NCBI's taxonomy places the organism in Eukaryota, Metazoa, Rotifera, Eurotatoria, Philodinida, Philodinidae. The record is from the annotation of a GenBank genome assembly.